This is a messenger RNA of Erpetoichthys calabaricus (reedfish), 1296 nucleotides long. RefSeq names its product aquaporin-4-like. The transcript has 4 exons. The coding region runs from base 114 to 929 and encodes 271 amino acids. Gene Ontology annotation, molecular function: water channel activity. Lineage: Eukaryota; Metazoa; Chordata; Cladistia; Polypteriformes; Polypteridae. Gene Ontology annotation, cellular component: plasma membrane; basolateral plasma membrane. Gene Ontology annotation, biological process: transmembrane transport. The record is from RefSeq and is a predicted model, not a curated record.
CUAAUCCAGCCUUCCUGCUCUUCUCUUUUUCAGAUUUGGGCGUCUUAGCAGUGCAGCAGAGGAGAGCAGAACAGUCGCGGGCUUCCUAAACGCUUCACUCAACUGCGGAGAUAAUGACGGCCUUCAAAGGAGUCUGGACGAGGCAGUUCUGGACCUCGAUGGCCGGGGAGUUUUUGGCCGUUUUCAUUUUCUUGGUGGUCAGCCUGGGCUGUACGGUGAACCUGAAGGACCAAGCAACACCGGGGCCGAGCACCACACACAUCGCUCUCUGCUUCGGGUUCAGCAUUGCCAUACUGAUUCACUGCUUUGGACACAUCUGUGAAGUUUACUUGAACCCGGCCGUGGCCGUGGCCAUGAUCUGCACCAAAAAAAUCAGCAUGGCCAAAGGAGUCUUUUACAUCAUUGCACAAUGCAUGUCGGCACUGGCGGCAGCGGGAACUGUAGCACUGGUGACGCCGCACAGCAAAUGGCCAGUUGCAGUGACUCAGGUCAACGAAAACCUCUCGGCCGGCCAGGCGCUCCUCGUCGAAGUGUUCAUUACCUUUCAGCUCGUGUUCACCAUCUUUGCCUCAUGUGACUCUAAAAGAAAAGAUAUCAAGGUCCCAAUCCCCCUGAUCAUCGGACUGUCGGUCACCAUUGGCCACCUCUUUGCUAUCCCCUACACCGGAGCCAGUAUGAACCCCGCCAGAUCUUUAGGCGUUGCUGUUGUUUUCAACUCCUGGCACAACCACUGGAUCUACUGGAUCGGCCCGUUGAUGGGCGCUUUACUUGCUGCAUUCAUCUACGAAUACGUCUUCUGCCCGGAUCCUGAACGCAAAUUAAAGUUGAAAGCCAUCUACCAGAAAAGCAGCACUGGAGUGGCAGACGACUCUGUGCAGCUCACCCCGGGGAGUAACACUGAAUACAGUAAGCUGGAAGCUGCCGCAUGAACGUUUAAUUUCAGAUUUAUCUUCACUUGGACUGCAUUGCUGUCUGACAUCUUUUUAUUUAACAAAGAGACUGAAUCAUGGAACGGUGAGAUAUUUAUUUUUAAUGUUCUUCACAAGUACCGUCUGCUCUCACUUUCACCCUUAAUGGCCACAAAGCUCAGACAUCGGUGGUUUCUUGGAUGUGUCUCACACUUACCGCUCACUAGUGCUAACCUAAUGUAUAUAUUUAUUUUUUUGUUCGUAUCUUAAUGCAGUUGCACCAAUUGCAUUAAUGCAUACUGUACAGAGUUUAUAGUUCAGUAUUUUCCAUUUUUCUCUUGUCUAAAACAAGUAACGUGUAAUUGUUUCAUAAUAAACGUGUUUGAUU